UAGUAAAAAUGAAAAUUAAAAAAGCUUUGCUUUUAAUAAAUUUAAUAAUUUUAUUAUGCAAAAAUAGUCAAGAAGCAAGCCGUAACGAAUUAUUAGCUAUAGUAGCAGCUGAGGAAUAUGAAGAAAUAUUAACUACAGCUAAGGAUUAUAUAGAAUUUAUUGAAAAUUUUGAAGAGGGAAAUGAGGAAUUAUUAGGAGGAUUCUUAAUUAAAAUAAUUUCAAAAUUUUAUAAUUAUUUUAUUGAAAUGUUUAAAAUACGCCCUUCAAAUAAUUCUGCCUAUCAAGUUUAUAAAUAUGUUUUUGGAAAUGAUGAAGGGUGGAAUGAAGGGGUUGGAAGUGUUAUUAAUAAAUAUAUUUUUAAAGCAAAAUUGGUGGAGGGUAAAUUAAAGUGCUUGGAAGAUGAAAAGAAAAAAUUUUGUGAGAUACACAAUUUAAUUGAUGAAUUUGUUAAGGAUGAGGAGAUUUUGAAGAAUAAAGUGUGCAAAGAUAAAUUAAUGACAACAUUUAGAUUGAUGAGACAUGAUGAAAAAUCAACCCAUCGAAAUAUUAACUGCAACAAUGAACAAGAUGUUGAAUUACUUAUCGAAAAAUACCUUUCGCCUUCUUGCAUCAAACAAUUUUAUUCUAUAAAUUUGGGAAAUAUAAAAAUGUUUUUAGACAAAAACAUUGAGGAGUUCUGCAAUUUUAUGGAAAAUCAGAAUCCAUCCAAACGAGCAUUUUUGGGUUUGCUUGGACCCGAAUUGCUAGCUCAGUUGGAAGAAGAAUAUCCGAAAUUGAUGAGAAUAGGCAAGUUUACUUUAAAAAUCACAAUCAUUAAAAUUUGUUUUAUAAUAUUUGACCAUAUUGUCGGGAAAUAA
Molecule: messenger RNA, 857 nt
Organism: Meloidogyne enterolobii
Lineage: Eukaryota; Metazoa; Nematoda; Chromadorea; Rhabditida; Meloidogynidae
Source: the annotation of a GenBank genome assembly